GCUUCCUUCAGGAAAAAUGCCGACUCCCCCUUCAGGUGAGGAGGACUUGUAGGAAAUUCCGGUCCAUGACAGACGUGAGCGCCGAGUUGCUAGUGGAGCCUGCAGCUGGCCAAGAGCAGGCAGUGAAGCGCUCCCUCUCUGCCCCGCACCUGAGUUCCGGGCUCGUAGGCGCAGUCGAGGUCCUUAAGGCCGCCUCUGACCGGCAGCACCCAGCCAUGGUCUCUGUGACCCAGACCCUGGUGCAAGCCAGGAGAGAGCCAGUGAACGUGUCCCUCCAAGGGGCGAGACAGGGCCACGUCUGCCCGAAGAGAGGAGUCAGUCUGAGGAAGAGAACCAUCACAGCUCGUUCCAGGAGGCGUCUAUCUAAAGGAGGGGAGAAAGUGGCCCCCAUCCAUGAGAAUACGGGGGAGGACAGAUGUGCCCUUCCCAGGAGCCGGUCCCUGGACCAUGUGACCAGCGGUCCCGCUGACGCCUCAUUGGCUGACCGUGUGUCUCUACGGCCCUGGUCCAGCCUGCCCCUGCUUCUGGGCUUGGAGCAGUACACUGCCCAGUGGGGUGGGGUCCCCGUGGACCUGGCACUGCGAGAAAGGGUACAGAAUGUCCGGGUCACAGGGUCUGACGAACUCGUCCCUCCAGACAGCAGCGGUGAUGGACAGAAGGAGUUGCACAGCCCCGCCUCUCAGUGCACCCCUGAAGCCCUUCACAGACUGCGUGAGAGAGAGCUGUUUCUGCAUGAGAUCUGGGCCCUAGGCAAGGCUGAACUCUCAUUGACUUCUGACACAGGGGUCACUGAUUCUGACCUGGAUCAUGAGGUGGCCUGGUUGACCCAGUCUAUGGCCAAACAGCAGAGGGCCAACGCUUUCAAUCUCUGCCGCAGAGGAGCUCUGUAUAAGAAACGGGGUCAUCUGGACCUGGCAAUGGAGGACCUCAACCAGGCCAUAUCCCUGGAAUCCCUCUUGUUGGAUGCUUACUGGCAUAGACACAGUAUCCAUUUGCUGAAGAGGAACCUGACCCAGGCUUUGGCUGACUUGAACUUCAUCAUAAAGCACAACAACAAACACGCUGAUGCCUUUAGGUCCCGAGCUGAAAUUUACAGGAUGAAAGGUGACACAGCAAUGGCGAUAGCAAACUACAGCCAAGCCAUCAAAUUCAAGCCACAAGAUGAUGAUUUGUACUUCAGGAGAGCUGAAUUGUAUGAGAAGAGCAGUGAGACCCUUCUGGCUAUGGAGGACUAUGCAAAAACGUUUGCCAUUAACCCAAGGAGGAGCGAUGCCCUGCUUAUCCGGGGCCUGCAACAUUUCCACGCCUCCAGCUGGGAAGUGGCCUUCACUGACUUUAGCCUUCUGCUGCAGCUGGAGCCCAGGAGUGCGAGGGCCAGGCAGUACCGAGGGAGGAUUUAUGCAAAGCUGGGCAUGUUUCAGGAAGCUGUAGCGGACCUUAGUCUCGCAGUCCAGCUGGACCCCAAUAACUGGUCCUCUUACUACUUGCGUGGGUGCCUGCUGAGGAAAAAGCAGCCCGAGGCGGCCCUGAGGGACCUCAGCGUGUCCGUGCUCAUCAACAACAGCACUGAAAACUUGAGAGCCUUCCUCCACCGUGGUUUGCUUUAUGUCGGGCUGAAGCAAUGGAAACCGGCUGCGUCUGAUUUUAAGUCCGUCAUAAAGCUAGACAGGUCUGUGGUGCUGGCACACAUGAACCUGGGGCUCAUCUACAUGCUCCAGAUGGACAGGAAUUACGAAGCCAUCCGAGUUUUCACUUGUGCUCUGAAUACCAGGCCCACUCACAUACAGGGAUAUAUAUGCCGGGCCCAGGCCUUUCACAAUGUGAAGGACUUCAAGCGAGCUGUGAACGAUUUGAGCCGCACGAUCCACAUGAAACCCGACGAUCAGCUUCUCUACAUCAUGAGGGGGCAGUAUUUGUGUGACAUGGAGCGAUUUGAUCUGGCAUCUUUCUAUAUACACUAUGCAGCGCAGAUGGAUAAAGCGUUCCCAGCCGUUUGGGAGUCGUCGCUGGUCCAACAAGCGGCCAUCCAGGCCUUUUUGGGGAACGACUCAAAGGUCAUCAACCAGUUACAGGCAGCUACCAACACCCCCCCCUCCCUGCAUGGCCUCCUCUUGCUGGGGAAGACUCAGAUGAAGACCCAGAAGUUCUCGGAAGCAGUGGAGAGUUUCAGGAAGGCGCUGACACUUCUGAUCCCAGAUCCUGAGGCAGCAGAGGUCUUCUACAACAUUGGCCUCUGUUACGUGGCCCAGGACAAUUUGUCACAGGCUUUGGAUGCUUUCAACGGCGCAGUGAAGAUCAAUCCAAAUCUCGCAGACGCUUAUCAUCAACGCGGCCUCUGCCGCAUGCGCCUGGGGCAGCCGGAGAGCGUGCAGGACUUCAACCGCGCCCUUGCCGUCGACCCGUCCUGUUUUCAGGUGUACCUGAGCCGGGCCGCCUUCUAUGAAGACCAAGGGCGAUUCGCUAAAGCCAUCCUCAACUGCACCAAGGCAAUUCAGGUUCAGCCCAAGAGUGUGAGGGCCUACCUGCAGAGAGGGACACUCAAGUUCUGCAGAAGGAUGUACAGUGGAGCAGUGGAGGACUUUACCUCAGCAAUCCAAACUGAUGACACCUGCUCAUUUGCGUACUACAACCGGGGCGUGUGCUACCAUCAUAUGAAGCAGCACAAACUGGCUUUGAGAGAUUAUGGGAUUGUCCUCCUUCUUGCCAACGGAAAGGAGAUUGACCUCAAAGUACUGAUAAAUCGUGCCCUGCUCCAUGUCGAGUUGAAUGACUGUCACAAUGCUUUGCAGGAUUUAAAAACUGCUUCAGGAAAAUGUCCGGAAGAUCCUGCCAUCUUUCAUGCACUGGGAGUCCUCCAUCACAGGCUGGGCAAUCUUCAGGACUCGGUGGGAACCUACAGCGAGGCAGUGAGACUCAAGCCCUUGUUUCCAGAAGCCUACAUCGGGAGGGGGAACACGCUCAUGGACUACGGCCACGCUGAGGCUGACAAACGAGCCCAGAGGGAUUUCCUGGCUGCCCUGCACCUCAAUCCACUCUCUCCUGCAGCUCGUGUGAGCCUUGGGUACAACCUACAGGAUUUUGGGUCCUUCCAAAGUGCGUGGAAUCAGUUCACGGUAGCCAUUGACUUGGAGCCGGGGUGCUGGGAAGCAUUCGAGGGCCGUGCUCUUGUCAAUUUACGGAUGAAGAACAGCUAUGGGGCCUUCCAUGACAUCAACACUGCCCUGAAGCAUUAUCCGCUAUCUGAUCUACUGCACACAAACCGUGGAGUUAUACGUCAGUUUCUGGGUGACAGGGCCAGCGCCAUGAAAGACUAUCAGAAGGCCAUCUCACUUAACCCAGACUGUGCCCCGGCCUUUUUCAAUGCAGCAAACCUUUAUUUUUACAACAGGCAGUUUGAACAGGCUUGUCAGUUCUACACUCGUGCCCUUGAGCUGGGCUCCAGCGAUGACUCGGCACUGCUGAAUCGAGCCAUUGCACACGCCAUGCUUCAGAGGAUUCCAGAAGCUCUGCAGGACUUCUCCAUGGCCCUAGGCAUCAACCCUUUAAACUCCCAUAUCUUCUUCAACAGAGCCAAUGUCUACUGCUCUCUGAAUAGAUACCAUCUCGCAGAGAAGGACCUCACGCAAGCACUGCAGCUCCUGCCUAAUGAUGCUCUGAUAUACAAGCUCCGGGCUGACAUCCGUGGCCAUCUAGGCUUAACUGAGCUGGCAAUAUCUGACUAUAAAAUGGCUCUGCAGCUCCAAGAGGCAGAGGAAAAUGGCUGCAGUAUUUCACCUGGAGGCACCAUAAAGUUUUAGACACAUAUACAUAAACCUCUUGCAGAUGCGGUGAAGAUGUGUGCAAUGUCAAGAAGUGUUUUAGGGAUCUGGCAGGGAUCCAGAAACACAUUCAAAUUAGUUCCAUAGCUGUUUGAUAUGUAGAGGCAAAACUUGUAGGAAUGAAGUCUUUACAUUAUAAACUAUUUAAAAUGAAAGAAUUAAUACAACUUCAUAAGAUUUAUUUAGUCAUGACCGGCUUAGUGAAGAACUUUGAUCACUAAUAUCCCAAAACCAAAACCAGCAAAAAACUGGAAUUAAUAAUGUCCUUUUUUCUUACAGCUUACAUUAAUAUAUCUUUAUUUACUGUAAUUUUACAAACUGUUUGUGUGGUAUCCAUUGUUAUGGUGGUAUGUUAAAAUAUGUGGCCUAUUUGCACCACUUUCAA
This is a messenger RNA of Paramormyrops kingsleyae, 4203 nucleotides long. RefSeq names its product tetratricopeptide repeat domain 6 (gene ttc6). Lineage: Eukaryota; Metazoa; Chordata; Actinopteri; Osteoglossiformes; Mormyridae. Gene Ontology annotation, molecular function: protein binding. The record is from RefSeq and is a predicted model, not a curated record.